Molecule: messenger RNA, 1474 nt
Organism: Oryza sativa Japonica Group (Japanese rice)
Lineage: Eukaryota; Viridiplantae; Streptophyta; Magnoliopsida; Poales; Poaceae
Product: peroxidase 31
Biological process (GO): response to oxidative stress; hydrogen peroxide catabolic process
Molecular function (GO): peroxidase activity; heme binding
Source: RefSeq, a predicted model, not a curated record
GAGCUGCUCUCCCGUCUUUACAAUCCACCGCGUACUACCGCCUCCACCCCUUAAACCCCAGCAAUUAAUUCACUCUCCACUACACUCCCACUCUCCACUAAUCCCCCUCACCUCCUCUCUUUCUAUCUCUCUCUCUCCACCACCUUUCCCCCCUCUCUCUCCUCCCCCAAAUCGAGCCAAGAAUCACCGCCGCCGCCGCCGCCAAUGGGCGCGCUUCUCCUCCGCUGCGCCCUCCUAGCCCUCGCCGCCGGCCUCGUCGCCGCGCGCGGCGGAGGCGGCGGCGGCGCGGGGGCGGCGGGGAGGCUGUCCCCCAACUACUACCGCCACAGCUGCCCGCGCGUGGAGCGGAUCGUCGCGGACGUCGUCGCCGCCAAGCAGCGCGCCAACCCGUCCACGGCGGCGGGCACGCUCCGCCUCUUCUUCCACGACUGCUUCGUCGGGGGGUGCGACGCCUCGGUCCUCGUCUCCCCGCUCUCCGCCGACCGGUCGCCCGAGCGCGCCGCGGAGAUCAACCUCUCCCUCCCGGGCGACUCCUUCGACGUGGUGGCGCGCGCCAAGGUCGCGCUCGAGGUGGCCUGCCCGGGGACCGUCUCCUGCGCCGACAUCCUCGCGCUGGCGGCGCGCGACCUCGUGGGCAUCCUCGGCGGGCCCCGGUUCCCCGUCGCGCUGGGCCGCCGCGACGCGCGCCGGUCCGACGCGCGCGACGUCGAGGGGAACCUCCCGCGCACCAACAUGUCCGCGCGCGCCAUGGCGGUGCUGUUCGCGCGCAAGGGGUUCACGCCGCGGGAGCUCGUGGCGCUCGCCGGCGCGCACACCGUGGGGUUCUCCCACUGCGGCGAGUUCGCGCACAGGCUGUACAGCUUCAGGAGCGCCGACGGGUACGACCCGUCGCUGAACCCGGCGUUCGCGCGCGCGCUGCAGAGCUCCUGCGCCAACUACAGGAGCGACCCGACCAUCUCCAUCUUCAACGACAUCAUGACACCGGGCAAGUUCGACGAGGUCUACUUCAAGAACCUGCCGCGCGGGCUCGGCCUGCUCGCCUCCGACGCCGCGCUGUGGGAGUACCCGGCGACGAGGGUGUUCGUCCAGCGCUACGCCGACAACCGGACGGCCUUCUUCGAGGACUUCGCCGCGGCGAUGCAGAAGCUCGGCGCCGUCGGCGUCAAGACUGGCCGCCAGGGCGUCGUCAGGCGGCACUGCGACGUCCUCUGAUCAUCUGAUUCGGUCUCCUCGUGUGUAAUGGUGCGGCCAAAAUCUGGCAACUUAUUAGGAUUUUGGAUUCAACGAGCUUUGUCUGAAUUUGUGAUGUGUUUACGUCGAAAUUGUGAUGAUACUCUACACGCAGUGGAAGGUGAGGGAGGGUGAACAAGGCCGGGACUCAACGUUGGUGUUCUCAGCUUUGCUGUUACUACAUGUCAUUAUCGUUAACCAUGUACGUCCCUACAUCCUACAAUAGGAAAGAUGUUCAUGUCGA